GCUCGCGUCGCCGCGCGACGCCUCCGCCGCCGCCAGUCGGGCUCCAACCCACCUCCUGGCAGGUCACUCGUGCUCUGUCUGCGGCCGACUCCCCUCAUCCUCAAGAGCAGGUUUAGGAAGAAAAGUCACGUGAUCAAACAUGGCGGACGAUGAGAGAAAGCGUCUCGAGGAGGCAAAGAAAGCCAAACAGGCUGAAAUCGACCGCAAGCGCGCAGAAGUGCGCAAGCGGCUCGAGGAGGCAUCUAAAGCCAAGAAGGCUAAGAAAGGUUUCAUGACUCCAGAGAGGAAGAAGAAACUGAGGUUACUGCUGAGAAAGAAAGCAGCUGAAGAACUGAAGAAAGAACAAGAAAGGAAAGCAGCUGAGAGGAGGAGAAUCAUUGAGGAGCGGUGUGGCAAACCAAAGAAUGUUGAUGAAGCCAAUGAAGCAACCCUGAAAUCCAUCAUCAACACUUACCACAAACGCAUCGUGAACUUAGAAGGAGAGAAAUUAGACCUCGAGUACGAAGUGGCAAAAAAGGACUUAGAGAUUUCCGAUCUGAACAGCCAAGUAAAUGAUCUCCGAGGAAAAUUCAUGAAGCCAACACUCAAGAAGGUGUCUAAAUAUGAAAACAAGUUUGCCAAGCUGCAGAAGAAGGCUGCAGAAUUCAACUUCAGAAACCAGCUCAAAGUUGUCAAAAAGAAAGAAUUCACCCUUGAGGAAGAGGACAAGGAGAAAAAACCAGAUUGGUCCAAAAAGGGAGACAAGGGUGAGACUGUACCACAGACUCCAGUGUCCACAGAGGCACCGCCACUUCCAGAUGUGGCGGCAGGAGAAGGAGCACCUCCAGCAGAGGGACAGGCUCCUCCUGCUGAGGGCGGAGCUCCUCCAGCAGAGGCUGCUGCACCACCAGCUCCAGCAGAGGCUGCUGCACCACCAGCUCCAGCCGAAGGUCAGCCUCCAGCCGAAAGUACAGCUGCUGCCGGCGAGCAGCCACCUGCAGGCACCGCUCCCACAGAGGGCGAACAGGCUCCCACUGUGGAUACCCCCGCACCUCCCGCAGAUACCCCCGCUCCUGCCACUGAUACCCCCGCCCCUGCCGCCGAUACCCCAGCUCCUGCCGCAGAUGCCCCUGCCGGGGAUACCCCAGCUCCCGCAGCUGUGCCUGCCACCGCAGAAGGUGCCGAAGUCCCUGCUGCUGCGCCUGCUGGAGCAGAGGGUGUUGCACCUCCGGCUCCUCCUCCUGCAGAGGGUGCACCGGCACCUGCUGCAGAUACCCCUGCUCCUGCUGCGGAUACCCCUGCGCCUGCUGCAGAUACCCCUGCGCCUGCUGCAGAUACCCCUGCUCCUGCUACAGAUACCCCUGUUCCUGAAGCUGCUCCAGCUCCAACUGCAGAAGUUCCAGCUCCAGCUCCGGCUCCAGAAGUUCCAGCAUGAGCAACUUUAUCAUCAAAUGUGAUCUCUUCAAAAGAGAGCAAGACACUGAAACAGUCGCAGUUAAUGACUACUACUCCUGCAUAUAUACAUGCAACACAAAUAAAUUUCCUUUGGUUGUAUAUUUAUACUAGAAUGUAUGUAAUUUGUAUGUUUAGGAGUACAAUCAGAACACUAACAGUACAAUGUAACAUUUAAAACAGAAAGAAUGAAAACUGAUUUUUUUUUAAUUGUCAGUAAUAACAAUGUUGUAAGAACUGAGUUUAUAUAAUUUAUUAUAUCAAUUCUGAUUUUAUGAUGUUUGUUACUUGAGCCUUAAACUGUUUUUUUCCAUGUGGCUACAACAUGUAUUUUGUCUGUUGGUAAAUAAAAUUAUUCACAAGUGAUCUACAAUAAA
Molecule: messenger RNA, 1808 nt
Organism: Schistocerca piceifrons (Central American locust)
Lineage: Eukaryota; Metazoa; Arthropoda; Insecta; Orthoptera; Acrididae
Product: troponin I-like
Exons: 11
Coding region: 140-1414 (424 amino acids)
Biological process (GO): muscle contraction
Cellular component (GO): troponin complex
Source: RefSeq, a predicted model, not a curated record